UCCACCGAGUCCUGCACCCUGUUUGAUGUCCCGAUUUUCUACGGAAGUUCUUUCCAAAUCCAGUGUUUCUAUUGCCGGCUUCCACGUUCAGGAAUCCCGGAGGGACCCAGAGGCAGCGGUCUGAUUAAUCACAAGCUAUACCAGAUGUUAUGCUCUCAGCAUAACACUGAGAGGUAAGGGGCCAUCCUCACGGAUCCCGUCUCUUUAUUACAGUAUUUCACCCAUUGUACUUUUUUUCUCUUUUUCUUUCUUUCAAUAUAUAUAUAUAUAUAUAUAUAUAUAUAUAUAUACAUACGUGUGUGUGCGUUGACCUGAGAUUUGUUUUAAACUCAUUUUUUUCCCAUUAUAUCAACAGAAAUUGCUAAGGAACUACAGAUUAUUUAAAGCAGUACUCUGGCAGGAGUUUUUUUUUUCUGACUAUGGCCAUUGUGUGGGAUAUAAAAAAAAACUACUUACCUUCAGCGCUCCUGCAGGGGCCUUUAAAAUCCUGCUUCGGUUCCUCAAUGGAAUCAUCUUCCUGAGCUGCAGCAUGGUGUCAUCCAUGAAAGCACCCUAAUGUAUUACAUUGCAUCUCAGUGAAUCGCUGGUGGCAGUGAUGUCCCACCUCAGCCAGCGAUUUGCUGAGCGGCAAUGGGACACACUGGACCGAGGUGCUUUUGUUGUUGACAAUCAGGAAGUCGCUCACAGCGGAGGACUGAAGAUGGACACUGGAGGCACCGCGGGAGUAUUGUAGAUAAGUAGUUGUUUAUUUUUUAUAUCCCACACAAUGGGAAAAAAAAACCUCCUUUCAUUAUCAAAACAGGGGGUCCGAAUGUCUCCUAAUGGUUAUGUCUUAAUAUGCUGUAUGAUAUUUUACCUGAACUAACCUUCACACUAAACAUGGGCCAUAAGCAAAAUUGUUUUACAUCAACGUUUGGCCCAGAUUUAUUAAUCUGUUGGAGAAAGAACUGGAGUGAUUUUCUAUAACAACCAAACAACCAAUAAGAGCUCAGCUUUCAUUUUACCAGAGCUUUUUAAGAUAUGAAAGCUGAGCUGUUAUUGGUUGCUAUAGGCAAAUUGCACCAGUUUGUCUUGGACAGAUUGAUAAAUCUGGGCCUUUGCGUUUAAGGCCGUGUUCACAUGUACAGAAUUUGCAUCCAAUUGCACUGUGAAAAAAUUAUUGAGAAUAGGUACUUAUUUUGCAGAUUUCACAUGGAAAAGCUGGAGGAUUACUCCACAUGAAUACCCUGUCAUUCUCUCAGAGGAAGUCUUACAUGUCAUCCAAUUUACUAUAAUAGUACAUAUGGAUAGGACCCCAGGUUGCUUAUUAUCAGCAAUGUGUGAUGGGAUCUAAAAUUGACAUUAUAAAAGAUGCGGAGUGUUAAAGCAUGGUGAUUGAUCACACCUAAAACUGUUUGUUGGUGACUUUCUAUGGACAUCCAUAAGUAAUCCAUACAAGUGAAAUUAAGCAAUAACUGCCAUGGAAAAAGUCAACAGGCAAAAAGUCCUGCAUACAAGUGCUGGUCCUGCUUCCCGUGAAAAAGGUAAAGCACAAAAAAUUAAGAAGGAGCCAAGAAAUGAAAGUUGUUAUGGAAACCAGCAUAUAAGUGACACCCUUUCCCCAGAAAGCAGAUUGCAACAUUUUUCCAAUCCUACAGACAGUAGCUUGCUGCAACCUGUUGUAUCCAUGGAGCAUCAUGACACGGUAUGGGCUCUAAGCAAUAUGUCAUCCUCUGAGAAUGUGACCUGCUCUCAGUACAGAAGGCAAUCUUUGGAAAAACUAUUUCUGGACUUUGAAUCAGUCCGGCUCUCAAAAGAAGAUGAGGACAGUGCCAGUGACCUUUCAGAUUCAGAAAGAGUUCCUAUCCCACCAUCACCUCUUACACCUCCUAAACUGAAUCUACGAGCUGAAGAGAUUAACCCUGGAUAUUUCAGUCAGUGCCUAGAACAUAAAUGCAAUGAUUAUGAGUAUCCAGAUUUUCUUCCUCCCCCUUACAACUCCUGGAACCUUCACCAGGUCUCCAUGUUUGUACAUAAUGAGGGCAAAAAUGUAUUACAAACUACAGCAUCAGCCCCCCUAGAGAGAUAUGUUGAUCGUCUUUUCCAGUUGGAAUGGCUUCAAAUGCAAACUGUGCAAUCUGAAAAGGCAAAAACAGUAAAGAGUAGACCUCAGACAGUUCCUGCCACAAGUCGUAAUGGAAAAUCUCCAGGAAAAUGUAAACCUUGGCCCAGUCCAUUGCCCAGUAAAUAUUUAGCUAAUUCAGAUAAUGCUACCAAAACAAGCGCUGGACGUGAUAAAAAUUAUUGCAAAAAAUAUACCCACCGUGAGAACUGUGGAGCAGUGAGUUUGCGGAAAAGCUUCUCAAAAGUCCCUGGAACAAUGGAGACACCUUUGUCUUUGCUGAAACAAACUCAGGAUCUGAGAUGUAAGAAAAAAUCUCCAACAAACUGUGAGCAAACAAAAGACGUGCUAGUCAAUGAUUCUAGGAUGCAGUGUGCUGGCAAUAUUAGACCUCAGAAGCAUAUUUUAAUUUCGAGUAGUGCUGAAAGCGCCCCAAAGCAGACAAAAGCUAGUAAAAUAAGGAAAAGUGAUGACACAUCUAGACAUUGUAUAUCUGAACGAAAAAAGUAACAGCAAAAAGUUAACAGGUAUUUGAAUACAAAGUUAAAAUAUAGGGGGAAAUUUAUCAAUGUUUUUUGCAUAGGUUUUGGCACACAAAAUUUCACUAGUUUUUAAGCAACUAUUGUCAACAAAAACUUUUUAUAUUAUGUGAGUAAUACCAUAUGUAUAUUUGUAAUAUACAUUGGUUAAAAAAAUGUGUAUAUUUUGGGGUGAAAAAUCUGUUCCUGCAGCUAUUGCCUGUGUGUCUCUUUGAGGAGUCCAAAUACAGGAAGUGAGGGCAGGACAAGCAGGGCUCUGUGCAGGCUCUUGGCUUGUCAAUUAUCCUGAUGUGUAAGCCAGGAGGGUGUCACAGAGACUCAGUGUACAGAACCCUGCUUGUCCUCAGUACACAGAGCCCUGCUUGUCAUCAGUGUACAGAGCCCUGCUUGUCCUCAGUGUACAGAGCCCUGCUUGUCCUCAGUGUACAGAGCCCUGCUUGUCCUCAGUGUACAGAACCCUGCUUGUCCUCAGAGCACAGAACCCUGCUUGUCCUCAGUACACAGAGCCCUGCUUGUCCUCAGUGCACAGAUCCCCGCUUGCCCUCAUUGCACAGAGCCCUGCUUGUCCUCAGUACACAGAGCCCUGCUUGUCCUCAGUGCACAGAUCCCCGCUUGCCCUCAUUGCACAGAGCCCUGCUUGUCCUCAGUGCACAGAGCCCUGCUUGUCCUCAAUGUACAGAGCCCUGCUUGUCCUCACUGCACAGAGCCCUGCUUGUCCUCAGUGC
Hyla sarda is the source of this 3365-nucleotide messenger RNA. It is a transcript of the gene FAM217B, whose product is annotated as family with sequence similarity 217 member B. The transcript is spliced from 4 exons. The record is from RefSeq and is a predicted model, not a curated record. NCBI's taxonomy places the organism in Eukaryota, Metazoa, Chordata, Amphibia, Anura, Hylidae. The coding region runs from base 1460 to 2611 and encodes 383 amino acids.